Diatraea saccharalis (sugarcane borer) is the source of this 1213-nucleotide messenger RNA. Lineage: Eukaryota; Metazoa; Arthropoda; Insecta; Lepidoptera; Crambidae. The record is from the annotation of a GenBank genome assembly.
CCUAAGUAAAAAGUUUAAUAUGCCUUGAUAUUCAUAUUAAUAAGUUUAUUUGCUUUAAAUUGAAAUAUAACCAAAAUGAAAUAGCAUUCAGAAGUGAUUUAUCUACAUACUUUUGACGAAGUUAUCUCUGUAGGACAAACUUUAUCUACAAAAAUAAUCUACCCUCGAAAGACUAGAUCCGGUUUAUUUUUUACGAUCAUUGUUAUUGAUUAAAAUUUCGUCUAAUACGUCGCGUUAAAAUGUCUCUUUUAAUUUAUAUGAAUCCUUUUCGUUUAUUUCGUGAAUACGUACGUACUCCGAUAGAAGUAUUUGUUGCUAAACAAUAUUUAGGAUAUAAGAAGAAGACCGACGAGGGUAUAAACAGUGCAAGAGCAUUGCUAUAUAAAGUCGGAGUUAUAUCAAUUUUUCUCAGUGCGAUAUUGUGGAUCUCUGUGUUCAUGUAUGUGGUAUUUUACUACACAUACAUGCCAAAUGUAACCCACGUUAGGCCGGUUCAUCUUCAGUUUAAGUCAUGCGAUGAGAACAUGGGUGUAUGUUCAUUUUUAUCUGCACACGUCCAGCUUACAAGACGGAGCCAUAUGUUAAUGCCAGCGCAGCCUUACAGGGUCAAAGUUAUACUGGAAAUGCCAGAAUCUCAGAUUAAUAAAGAUUUAGGUAUGUUCAUGGUUUGUGCACAGAUGAGGGCUAAAGGUGGUGUCCUUGUUUCUUCAUCAUGUAGAUCAGCAAUGUUAAGGCACAGAUCCAGGCUGCACCAGGUGAUGCGUACGUUCGCUUUCUCGCCGUUCCUGCUGUCUGGUGUUAAUGAAGAGAAGCAGCUACUACAGGUGGAGCUGUUCAGCGACUUUGAAGAUGAUCAGAGUCUGCCUGUAACCGACGCAUACGUGGAGGUACAAUCGCGGCACGCACAAGUGUAUUCGUGCGAACUUCAUAUACAAGCGCACUUCGCCGGCCUGCGCUACUUCAUGUUCAAUUGGCCAAAGUUAUCCGCUCUCAUUGGUAUCAGCACCAAUCUUUUCUUUGUAACGCUGAUCUUCAUAUUGAGCUGGUAUCACCUACAAGAUGGACUGCCUGAUUUUGUUAAGGUAUGAUUCAAUAUCCAUUUUUACUUCACCAGUAGAUUUCUUUAAUAUCUCCUAAGAAUGCUUUAAUAUCUCCUAGUAACCUACCUCUCUAUGGUGCAUUGGUUAGGACGUUCGGUCUGCAAUGCGCAGGU